This is a messenger RNA of Leptidea sinapis, 3325 nucleotides long. It is a transcript of the gene Syp, whose product is annotated as heterogeneous nuclear ribonucleoprotein R. Bases 541 to 2319 code for a protein of 592 amino acids. Lineage: Eukaryota; Metazoa; Arthropoda; Insecta; Lepidoptera; Pieridae. Gene Ontology annotation, molecular function: mRNA binding. The record is from RefSeq and is a predicted model, not a curated record. The transcript has 17 exons. Gene Ontology annotation, cellular component: nucleus; ribonucleoprotein complex.
UUGCCGCUAGCUUGUCUCACCUCGCGGCCGGCAGCCUUGCGCGACGCGCCGCGCUCUUUUACAUUCAAAAUUAUUCGCAACAUUGCAAUUACUCUCUGUGCAAUAAAUUUUUUUCUUCUUUUCGUCAGUUGCAGUCAAACAGAUCACAGAGAGCUUCUUCAAACUUUAGUAAUAAAUUUAAAGUGCCUUUUAAAAGUUUGAAUGCACUCCUCGUUGCAUGUUUCGCGCGUCGUUAUGAGAACCCCGUACUGGCGGUCACGUUGACGUCGCGCGGUGCCGCCAUAUCUGUCUCGGUCACCAACUAGCAAAAUUAAAUAGGUGAAGUACCUAGUGAAAGUGUUUCACAUCACUAAAAUAAUGCAAUAAAGUUCGAUAUCCGCGCGUUCGCAUUUUAAAUUUUUGUUGUACCCGGAUGGAAUGAGGAGUGUACAUUCACAUUGUUUUUAAUUUUCAUAUGUUUGAGCAUCAUUUGUUUUUUGUUUUUUGGACGGUUAGAGAGAUUUCAUUUUCUUGCAAAAUUACAAAAAUUGCAAAAUAAGAAUGGCGGAAGGCAAUGGAGAAAUAUGCAUGGAAGAAGUCCCUGGUAAGGACUCAGACAUUGGCCGCACACCAGAUUACCGCAAACUUAUAGAGUAUGGCUUGGAUCCAAAGGUAGCAGCCAAGCUCGAUGAUAUUUAUAAGACUGGAAAGCUAGCGCACGCAGAGUUGGACGAGCGUGCGUUAGACGCCUUAAAAGAAUUUCCAUCCGAAGGUGCUUUAAGUGUUCUUGGACAAUUUUUAGAUUCAAAUCUCGAGCAUGUAUCGAAUAAAAGUGCUUAUUUAUGUGGAGUUAUGAAAACUUAUAGACAAAAGAGCAGGGCGGGAGUGCAGGGCGCCCCCGCCCUAGCGAGCGCCGUGCCCGUGAAGGGCCCUGAUGAGGACAAGAUAAAGCAGAUUUUAGCGCGGACCGGAUACACGUUAGACGUUACAACCGGUCAACGCAAAUAUGGUGGUCCCCCGCCCGGCUGGGAGGGGGGGACACCCGGCGCCGGAUGCGAAGUGUUCUGUGGCAAGAUACCCAAAGACAUGUACGAGGACGAGCUCAUACCGCUGUUUGAACGUUGCGGCACUAUAUGGGACUUGCGGCUCAUGAUGGACCCCAUGACGGGCACCAACCGGGGCUACGCCUUUGUAACGUUCACUACGCGCGACGCCACGCAGCGCGCCGUGCAAGAGCUCGAUAAUCACGAAAUAAAGCCAGGGAAGACUCUGAGAAUUAAGAUUAGCGUACCGAAUCUUCGACUUUUCGUCGGCAACAUUCCCAAGUCCAAAGGCAAAGAGGAGAUACUGGAAGAGUUUGGUAAAUUAACAGCCGGACUCGUAGAAGUGAUAAUUUAUAGUUCGCCCGAUGACAAGAAGAAAAAUAGAGGUUUUUGUUUUUUGGAAUACGAGUCACACAAAGCGGCGUCCUUAGCGAAACGUAGACUUGGCACCGGUAGAAUUAAGGUAUGGGGCUGUGAUAUUAUAGUGGACUGGGCGGACCCGCAGGAGGAACCCGAUGAGCAGACUAUGAGCAAAGUGAAGGUAUUAUACGUGCGGAACCUUACUCAAGACAUCACGGAGGAGGCGUUGAAGGAAGAGUUUGAACGCUAUGGAACCGUCGAGCGCGUCAAGAAGAUUAAGGACUACGCAUUCGUGCACUUCGAGGAUCGGGACUGCGCUGUCAAGGCUAUGCAGGAGGUGGAUGGAAAAGACAUGGGCGGCGCGCGACUGGAGGUGUCACUGGCCAAGCCACCCUCGGACAAGAAGAAGAAGGAAGAGAUUCUGCGCGCGCGAGAGAGGCGCAUGACGCAGAUGAUUUACGGACGUGGCGGAUUUGAUUGGUGCAGCUGCUCGCCGGUGCACGGAGCAAUGCGCGGGCGCACGCCGCAGCCGACGACCCGUCCGCCGCAAGCGAGAGGCGAUUACGAUUAUGAUUACGACUAUUACGGGUACGGGGAUUACCGAGGUGGCUACAAUGAGCCAUUUUACCGGUACGAUGAGUUCUAUUUUGAUUACGCGGGGCCACCGCAACCCUCCGCCGUACGCCAGCCUCCCAACAGAGCGCAACCGGACGACGAUAUCGCUCUCGAGUCGGAUACCGUCUACUACGAUAUAGAAGGAGGCAUUCAGGGGGCUGGGUCAUGUGGGACGGGCGCUCGGUGGGGCCGGCGCGGGGCCGCGGGUGGAGCCCGUGGUGGUGCGCGACGCGUCGCUCGUGGGCGCCGCACGCCCAGCGCCACGCGUGGCAACCCGCGCGCCAAACCAAGUUUACCAGCGUAUUUAAUGGUUUGCGUGUAAUCUGGAUUAAAAGUCCUUUCUCGGUAAACGUAAGCUUGACGGGGGUCACCAGAACAAUGGGGGGGACAGCAAGCGGCGGCUGGGCGCGGAGGCCGCGGCGGCGUGCGGCUGGGGCGCGGUGAGCUAGCCUGCGGCCAGGUGCCUGCGCCCCGCCCCCCGCCGCGCGGAGCCCCCGCGAGCCCCUGUCCCGGAGACACGACAAGCGCACAGGGGAGCCCCUCGCGGGAACUCGGCUCACUCGCCGCCGACCAACCCCCCGCGUGACGCUCGCGGAGGGCCGUUCCAGACCUUUUUCUAUGUAUCGUGUUUUUUAUUUACGUUUUCGAUUUUGUAUCGCGACGAUUCCGUGAAAAUCUUAAAGUAGGAUGUUAUGAAAUGUUUCGAAUGUAAGUCUCCCGUUAUGCUUAUGUUUUCGUCGUCGUAUUGGCCGUAUAUAUUGUCCGAUAUAUACUUUAUUAUUUUUGUGAAGGCGCGCGGCCGCGGUUGCCUGUUUGCGGUCGCGCGUCGGGUCCUCGACCCGUCGACUGUCUGUUUUUUUUUACUACAUGUUAUUCGAUAUAUUUUAUUCCUGCGAACGCAUUUUGCGAUGUGAUGUGUAUUUUAGCAGUAAUUAUUAUUAUAUAAGGAGUUUGACUGUUGUUUUUUGAAAUACUUACAACUUAGUAUACGCGAUAAUAGACCGAAGGCGAACGGAACGAACCCGGCAACUCUGAAUUACGGCUAAAAUAAUAGACACCUUAUUUGUAAUCGAUAACAUUUCCCGACUGUGUUCCUGCUUUAGUUUUUUGCUUUAUUUUAUUACAUAAUUCCUUUAAAAUACAUUAGUGUGAAGAAGUAGUUAGUUCAGGACUCUGCAAUGUUUACUAUCGAUGUUCUACUAAACUUUAUUUCCUUUGUAAUUCGACCACAUAGCAUGUCCGUACUGUUUGUUAGAGCUCUGACUUGUAUCAAUCUUGUAUCAGUUUAAUAUGUGGAAUAAAUUUGCAAAACUGUGUUUGCCUUAUUA